Parastagonospora nodorum SN15 is the source of this 1506-nucleotide messenger RNA. RefSeq lists its product as hypothetical. The transcript is spliced from 3 exons. Gene Ontology annotation, biological process: aspartyl-tRNA aminoacylation. Gene Ontology annotation, cellular component: mitochondrion. The coding region runs from base 1 to 1506 and encodes 501 amino acids. Lineage: Eukaryota; Fungi; Ascomycota; Dothideomycetes; Pleosporales; Phaeosphaeriaceae. Gene Ontology annotation, molecular function: ATP binding; aspartate-tRNA ligase activity. The record is from RefSeq and is a predicted model, not a curated record.
AUGGACACCCCUGCCAAAACCGACACUCACGAUGGCAUCAAACUUGACACUCUCAACGAGAUAGUCGUCGAUCAUGUUGAACCGCUGAAUCAGAUCUCAGAGGACUUCAUCAUCAAGCAAGAUACGGUGUUUGGGCCUGAGCAAAGACACCUACAGCUACGCACCAAUUCUCAGCUACGCAACAACCUACUCUUCCGUGCCCAAAAGGUUCUUGAGGCUAGAGUGCACCUGAACGAGCAUGAAUGGACCGAGAUUGAGACUCCCAUCCUGUUCAAGUCGACGCCAGAGGGUGCGAGAGAAUUUCUCGUUCCGACGCGGGAAAAAGGGCUGGCAUAUGCACUUCCGCAAAGCCCGCAGCAGUACAAACAGAUCUUGAUGGCUUCUGGUCUUACAAAGUACUUCCAAUUUGCGAGAUGUUUCCGCGAUGAGGAUCUUCGGGCUGAUCGCCAACCGGAAUUUACUCAGCUCGAUAUGGAAAUGGCGUUCGCAGGCGAAGAAGACGUGAUGGCACAGACAGAGCGUCUGCUGCAAUCAAUUUGGAAGAAAAAUGACAAAGGAGAACGAUUUCCACGCAUGAAGUAUCAGGAGGCCAUGUCUUCGUACGGUUCUGAUAAGCCGGAUUUGCGAUACGAAGCCAAAGUAAUAGACGCUUUUAAGAUCCCUAUGUCUGGCGACCCCAAGACGACUCGCAAAUUCGUCGCCUCCUUCCUUGACAGCCCUGACGGUAAAGUAUAUCUCGACAACCCACAUGGCCAGCCCGGCAUAUUCAUUGGAGACCUCUCGCAGCCCAUGCAAGGCCUCGGACCUCUGGGCUAUCCAUACGUGAUGGAAGGUCCUCCUGGCCUCGCAGUCGAACACGGCGACCUCCUCGUCCUUCAAGCACGCCCCAAUGCCCCCCUAUCAGGCGGCUCAACGAUGCUAGGAAACCUUCGUCUAGCACUUUACAAAGCCGCAAUCGCCCAGGACCUCAUCGACCCGCCAAGUCCCGACGACUACCAAUUCCUCUGGAUCACUGACUUCCCUCUCUUCACACCAAACAACGACUCUGACCCCGGCCAAGGUGGCUCAUCGGGCUUCUCAUCAACCCACCACCCCUUCACUGCGCCCAAAACACCCGCCGACGUCGACCUUCUCCUCACUGACCCCUCGCGUGCCAUAGCCGCACAUUACGACAUCGUCGUCAACGGCGUGGAACUAGGCGGCGGCUCGCGCCGAAUCCACAACGCCGCGGUCCAGGAAUUCAUCUUCCGCGACGCGCUCAAAAUGAAGCCCGAGCGCAUCGAAGACUUUAGACACCUGCUCAAUGUGCUGGCAUCCGGGUGUCCGCCGCAUGCGGGUAUUGCGUUGGGGUGGGAUCGGUUGAUUGCUGUUAUGAGGGGAAGUGAGAGUGUGAGAGAUGUUAUUGCGUUCCCGAAGAGUGGUAGGGGCGAGGAUGGGUUGGUCAAGAGUCCGAAUAGAGUUACGGAGGAGCAGUUGGAUACGUAUCAUUUAAAGUUGAAGGAAUAG